AUACAAUAAUAAAAUUUCCGACAAAUUCUUUCAGCGAAAGCUUCGUAGCACCUAUUAGCGUGUUUGCCGGUGGAUUGAAAAAACUGACAAAACUUUCGGACCCACCUUAUAUAAAAGGACGAAAGCAGGCGAAGCCACAUAUGCAGAAUGGUAGCACUUGGAGAAUACUUCUUCGUCACAGCGUUAUGGUUGUGCUCGAUGUUUGCGAUUUCUUCACAAACACCAUGUGCCAAUUACCCUAAUCACACAAUUGAUUCCAACGGUAGAGACCUGAUUCUAAAGAUUCACAAUCAAAAAAGGGUGGCGACAGCUACAGCUCAAUACAGAAACGGUGCCAACGCUUUCAAGAUAAGACACGCGAAGAACAUGAUGGAAAUGAAGUACGACUGCGAAUUGGAGAAGGCUGCACAUGAUAUAGCAGUACAGUGCAAUGGCGCAGAAACCCCCCAAACGUCACUUACUACCGAGGGCGAAAAUUUCUUGAAAAUUGACAAAGUGUACUCAGAAAUAGGAACGGCAUCAAACGCUAUUUACACAGCAGGAACCAAGUGGUUCGACGAAAUUACGAAAAAUGGCAUCAACCAAAAUAUAGACUUCACCCAAUACUUCGCUAAUAAGAAGCCUACUGUAUACCAUUGGUCACAAAUGGUUUGGGCGAAGACGUAUAAAAUUGGCUGCGAGAUAGCGGACUGUGAAGAUUUGAAGAAUAAGCAGUACACCAUCGUAGUGUGUCGCUAUAGCCCUAAAGGAAAUGUCGUCGGAACCAAAGUAUACCAACCCGGCCAGAAACUGGAUUGCACAUAUGGAACAUCCGUAGGAUAUCCUUCUCUUUGUGCAUAUCCUCCUUUCUCAUAA
Cylicocyclus nassatus is the source of this 855-nucleotide messenger RNA. Lineage: Eukaryota; Metazoa; Nematoda; Chromadorea; Rhabditida; Strongylidae. The record is from the annotation of a GenBank genome assembly.